Adineta ricciae is the source of this 777-nucleotide messenger RNA. Lineage: Eukaryota; Metazoa; Rotifera; Eurotatoria; Adinetida; Adinetidae. The record is from the annotation of a GenBank genome assembly.
AUGAUGAUUUCGACCAUCCAUGCGUGUGAUGUGAUGGGUUCACGUGCAUGCGGUCAAAAGCCGGAAAAAGAAGACCGAGAAACAGAUCCAAUCAAAUAUUGUACGGCAUCACGAGUGUAUUUCGAAUGUGUUCACAAGAAAUAUCGUGGUUGUGAGAACAAGGAAAAGUAUGAAAUGGCGAUGGAAUCCAUUAUGAAAGGCAUUCGUAAACGCGUUGAUGAACUGUUGGGCUUUUGUAGUGAUAAAAUUGAAGAUUAUAAAUUUAAUAUUAUCUGGGAUACUCCAAAGCAACCCGAAGCAGCGGAUUCUGUUCGAAGUGGUGGUACUCACAAUGCGGAUGCGGCAGCCAAAAAUGGUAUUCUGGGCUCAACGCCUAUUCAAAUAUCGAAUGCUAAUGAGAUAUGUCAAGUGAAAGUCAUCAACGACUUAUGUCAACCAUUGAUGAUUACUGUUAAAUUUUAUCCGUCAUGGAAUACAUUGAAUAAACGUAGUUGGUGCCAGCAAUCGACAGCAUAUUUCCGUUGUCUAAAAUCUCGUUUGGAUAAAUGUCCUCAAGCUGAAGUUCAGAAUCAUUUUCAAAAACUGGAACAUUACCUUCAAUCACAGAUCAAUAUUAACUGUCCAGGCGGUGUCGAUGGUUGUACACGUCAUUCACCUGACGCCCGUUGUAAAAUAGGUCCAGUCCAAUCGAAUUCUACUUCAUCAAUAUUUCAUUUGUUCCAAUUUUCUCUUCAAUCGGUAUUACAAAUUCUACUUUUCUUCUUAUUAUUCUUUUAA